Lodderomyces elongisporus is the source of this 204-nucleotide messenger RNA. It is a transcript of the gene RPS28B, whose product is annotated as 40S ribosomal protein eS28. Lineage: Eukaryota; Fungi; Ascomycota; Pichiomycetes; Serinales; Debaryomycetaceae. The transcript is spliced from 2 exons. The record is from RefSeq and is a predicted model, not a curated record. Gene Ontology annotation, biological process: maturation of SSU-rRNA; ribosomal small subunit assembly; translation. Bases 1 to 204 code for a protein of 67 amino acids. Gene Ontology annotation, molecular function: structural constituent of ribosome. Gene Ontology annotation, cellular component: ribosome; cytosolic small ribosomal subunit.
AUGGACUCAAAAACCCCAGUUACAUUAGCUAAAGUCAUCAAGGUCUUAGGUAGAACCGGUUCAAGAGGUGGUGUCACCCAAGUCAGAGUUGAGUUCUUGGAAGACUCAACCAGAACCAUUGUCAGAAACGUCAAAGGUCCAGUCAGAGAAAACGACAUCUUGUGUUUGAUGGAAUCUGAAAGAGAAGCUAGAAGAUUGCGUUAA